Messenger RNA from Gossypium raimondii (Peruvian cotton), 712 nucleotides. Its product is annotated as kunitz trypsin inhibitor 5. The coding region runs from base 33 to 629 and encodes 198 amino acids. The transcript has a single exon. NCBI's taxonomy places the organism in Eukaryota, Viridiplantae, Streptophyta, Magnoliopsida, Malvales, Malvaceae. The record is from RefSeq and is a predicted model, not a curated record. Gene Ontology annotation, molecular function: endopeptidase inhibitor activity.
CCACUCGCUACAUCUUAAAGAAACCGACAACAAUGAAGACUGGACUCUUCCUAGCACUUUCUUUCAUUCUAUGCGCUAGCGGCAGUGCCGCACCUGACCCAGUGCUGGACAUCUCCGGUAAAAUGCUCCGCACCGGCAACGACUAUUACAUCCUUCCGGUCUUCCGUGGUCGAGGAGGUGGCCUGACUCUCGCCAGCACCGGAAACGAGACCUGCCCGCUCCAUGUUGUUCAAGAGCAGCUGGAGGUGUCAAACGGUCUCCCAGUAACCUUUUCACCUUUUAACAUCAAGAAAGGUGUCAUUCGUGUCUCCACCGACCACAACAUCAAGUUCUCUGCUGCUACAAUAUGUGUCCAAUCUACCGUCUGGAAGCUUGCCAAUUUCGAUGAUUCAACACGGCAAUGGUUUCUGACAAGUGGUGGUGUUGAAGGCAAUCCUGGUCGUCAAACUAUCGACAAUUGGUUUAAGAUUGAGAAGCAUGAAGAUGAUUACAAGCUGGUUUUCUGCCCAACUGUGUGUGAUUUCUGCAAAGUUAUGUGUAGGGACGUGGGUGUUUUUAUUGACGAUGCCGGUGUAAGGCGACUGGCUCUCAGUGAUGUGCCCUUCAAGAUUAUGUUUAAGAGGGCUUGAAACCUGAAAUCCGAUCUUAAUUUCUAAUUCUAAACUUCAAAAUAAAUUAAAUUAAUAAAAUCUAUAUUAAGAUUUUAAGUUUA